Messenger RNA from Selaginella moellendorffii, 1118 nucleotides. RefSeq names its product probable aquaporin NIP5-1. Gene Ontology annotation, cellular component: membrane. Gene Ontology annotation, biological process: transmembrane transport. Gene Ontology annotation, molecular function: channel activity. Lineage: Eukaryota; Viridiplantae; Streptophyta; Lycopodiopsida; Selaginellales; Selaginellaceae. Bases 103 to 1002 code for a protein of 299 amino acids. The record is from RefSeq and is a predicted model, not a curated record. The transcript has 5 exons.
UGUGCUUGAGUGCCUUAGCACUUAGUUUCUCGAAGCUAUAGCCAUUUCCUCCUUUCUUUGCUGGACCUUCCUGUAAUCCAUCAACAUCCGCCAGUGAGCAGCAUGGCCGAGCAGCAGCGAGAAGCCGAGCAAGCUGCUGCAAAUCCUUUACCUUUCCAUGCUGCUGCUGCUGCAAUCGCCGAGAGAACUUCGAGCGUGGAUAAACGUGUUCAGGGCCGGACGUCGAGUGUUGACCACAGGAAUGCCGCUCACAAGUGCUUCCCGCUGGAGCUCGUCGAGGAAGGGCGCUUUGACGACGAGCCAACAGGAUACUCCACCGGUUACUCGCUGCUCAAGAAGAUCGCUUCUGAGUUCCUCGGCACCUUCAUUCUCAUCUUUGCAGCCGCAGGCACAGCCAUCAUGAACGAGAAAUCUCACGGCGCGCUGGGAAUCCAGGGACUCGCAGGCGGAGCCGGCAUCACGGUCAUGAUUGUCAUCUUUGCAACCGGCCACAUCUCAGGAGCUCACAUCAACCCGGCAGUCACUCUUGCUUUUGCCACUUUCCGCCACUUCCCGUGGAUUCAGGUGCCUUUGUAUAUCGCAGCUCAAGUGACAGCCUCCAUCUCGGCAUCCUUUCUUCUCAAGGGGAUCUACCAUCCCGAUUUGGCCGGCGGUGUCACUGUUCCUGCUGGUACUCAUUGGCAGUCAUUCCUCUUCGAGAUCAUUCUCACUGCCAUCAUGAUGUUCGUCGUCACCUCAGUGGCCACUGACACCCGUGCUGUCGGGGAGUUGGCCGGGAUCGCUGUUGGCGCAACGGUUUUCCUCAACAAUCUUAUCGCCGGCCUGAUCUCUGGAGCUUCGAUGAACCCGUGCCGCUCGUUAGGCCCCGCGAUUGCUGCUAACAACUUCAAAGGCUUCUGGAUCUACGUAAUUGGUCCGCUUAUCGGCACCCAGCUCGGGGCAGCAGCAUACACUGCCAUCAGAUUCAAGGAGCUGGAACGUCCCAAAAGCUUCAGAAGAUGAACAGGAAUGCCACUACUGUACGUGAAGGUUAGUGAGGAUGAAUGUAAGUCCUGUACCUGUAAAUCCAUAUGUAAAAUGCUGGUCCCAGUUGACCUCAAUAGUUUGGUUUCUGAUCA